AUGGCGUCCAUUGCGGGCAACAAUGGCGACAACCCCGCGCCGCUGUUCCGCGCAGUCGGCGCCCCAAACCCUAAUCGCGCUGUGGACUGGAUUCCAUCCAUUGGUGACCGGAACUUGGCUGACGAGAGCGAGACGGACGCUUGCAACCAACUACUCAUCCUGAUCACCGGUGGUCAGAACUUCAUGCUUGAGGGCAUGAACCUCAAAGCAGCCUGGCCGGAGAUGAAUUUCAUCGAGGAACUUGACGUGGGCUACUCCAACUACCUCAAGGCCAAUCACCCCAUCUACUACGAGCACAACAAGCACAGAAUUCCCAAGAAGAAAGUGUCGGCGGCCUCUCCCGCAGUCGGAGCAGCAGAGUCUCCCAAGAAGGACGCCCAGGUGGAGGACAUCGAGCCCCAGAAUGACGGACACGAGAAUCCAGCGGUUCCUGCCAAUGCACCCAACAUGCUCUCUCCGCUCCAACCGGGAGCAGCAAACCCUGGAACGCCCACGCCCACGCCCACGCCCGCGCCUAGUGCCCCCGUCGUGAACUUGCCACCCAGCAAGUUCGAGUCAAUGGUCUUGGCGGCAAGAAAGGACCUCAAGGAGUACUGGGAAGAUUGCGGAGGCGACAAGAUACUCCUCGACAAGGAUGGAUACCCUUUCGAAGUCCGAGUUCCCGAUCGAUUCAGUCCCGACGCGGCCAAAUACAUCUACCGCAACGCAGGACAGAUGGCCAAGGUCAACAAGAUGCUCGAUGCGAGACUUCGUCUUUGCUGGAUUGACCACGACGAGGCAACCUUCCUGGUCAUUGUGAAGAACGACAUGAAAGACGACUACGGCUACAUCGUUUCCUACCCAGAGUCUUGGAACGCUCUCAAGGCCUGGUCCCAGAGUGUCGCGGAUGGUCAGGUGGCAACUCUGGGUGAGUUUGUCCGAAGCCACAACGAGAAGGCCAGAGUUGAGGCUUUUCAAGCAUACAAGGAAAUUGCGGAAAAGGAAAAGCUGGCCGAGGCACUGGAGGAACAUGACGCAACGAUGGCCUCGUCUCGUCGUCAAGCCGAGAAUGAGCAGCUUUGA
Molecule: messenger RNA, 1062 nt
Organism: Colletotrichum lupini
Lineage: Eukaryota; Fungi; Ascomycota; Sordariomycetes; Glomerellales; Glomerellaceae
Exons: 2
Coding region: 1-1062 (353 amino acids)
Source: RefSeq, a predicted model, not a curated record